CUUCUAAGUCUUCGGUGCCGACCAAGUACUAUCCUCAGAGUGGGGAGGGUACCUGCAAAGGCACUCCGACGCUCAAGAUCCACUGUACACCAUCAAGUCAUGGGAGAUGAUAUGGUUAGGGUUUCAGUGUUGGAUGUGAGACAACCAGAGGCUAGAGUUCCUAUGCCCACAGAGGAGGUUCAGACAAUGGGACAAGCCUUGAACACCUUCCUUCAGUGGCCUUAUAAGUUAGUAAAGGUGAUAUCUACGAAGGAUAUUGUUACCUCACCAAAGGGUAAAGGGACGGUCAUUGUUACCCCUUCUAGAAAUCUUCCUCCAAUAAAAAGGCUAUGGAGAUUAGUUGCAGAUAUGGAAGAUGACGAGCAACCCAAACAACUCCCUUGGCCUCCUGAAGUGUUUAACAUGUCUAGUAAAGUACCUCUAUAUAUAAGUCAGAGUGAUAUAUCAGAGAUUACAAAUGGUCAUUGUAUGCUAAACAUAUCAAUUUUGCAGUUAUGGUUGUUAUUUAUCCAUAAAUUGAGCAUGGAUAAGGGAAAUGAUCACAUAUAUGGAUUUUUGGAGCCUGAGUCAAUCCAAAAAAGUGGAAACAAAGUCGAAGAAAUACAAGCUUACAUUCAAAAUUGGAUGUUCGACUCAAAUAAAAAAGUUUACUUGGCCCCUUAUUUUUCUGAGUAA
Cajanus cajan (pigeon pea) is the source of this 675-nucleotide messenger RNA. NCBI's taxonomy places the organism in Eukaryota, Viridiplantae, Streptophyta, Magnoliopsida, Fabales, Fabaceae. The record is from RefSeq and is a predicted model, not a curated record.